AUGAUUUUUCAUUUUAUAUUAUCUAUCUAUCUAUCUAUCUAUCUAUCUAUCUAUCUAUCUAUCUAUCUAUCUAUCUAUCUAUCUAUCGUCAUUCGCCUGUCCUCUAUCAAUAUGUCAUGUCCAUCUACUUUUUUUUCUUCCUUUUUCUUCCUUCCUUCCUUUCUUUCUUUCUUUCUUUCUUUCUUCUUCUUAAUUUCUGCUUCGGUAUUCAGUUCCUUAACUGACAAUUCUACAUUACAUUACUCAUGGGACCUAUCUGUCUGUCUUUCUAUCUAUCUUUCUAUCUGUCUGUCUUUCUAUCUAUCUUUCUAUCUGUCUGUCUCUCUUUCUAUCUCUUCUUUGCUUCCUUCUUUUCCACUAAUAUUGUCUAUCAUUCCUUCUGAUUCUCUAUCUCGUUUCGCCAUUGACAUCCAGUUCAUUACCUCUGGACUAUUUGCUUUCUUAAAGAACUCUUUUUUAUACCUAAAUACUUUCUUUCUUUCUUUCUUUCUUUCUUUCUUUCUUUCUUUCUUUCUUUCUUUCUUUCACUCAACAAUAUUAGCCAAUGUUGAGAGCGGUGUACACGUGACUGAAUCUAUCCAACCAAUCUAG
Messenger RNA from Acanthosepion pharaonis, 591 nucleotides. Lineage: Eukaryota; Metazoa; Mollusca; Cephalopoda; Sepiida; Sepiidae. The record is from the annotation of a GenBank genome assembly.